UGUUGGGGUAGCUGCACAAGCUUGGUUCAAUGUUAAAAAGAGUCUUUUGGGAAACAUGCUAGCUCUCUCGCAGGGGUGCAAAGGCCAACCUUUGCUUCCACAGCUUCAUCCAUUUGGCGAAUCUGCUGUUCUUUUCGCUGGCUGGCUUCUCAGGGGCCGGACGGGAAGUUUGUGGAAUCUGCUGUGGAAAGAACGACACGAGGGUUUCUUAGGCAGCCACGGUCAUGGCGGCGGCCUCCCCUAAGGCCGGGGCCUCCGUGCCUGAGGCUCGGGGUUCCGCUGAAGCCCCACUGCAGUACAGCCUUCUUCUGCAAUACCUGGUGGGUGACAAGCGUCAACCCCGGCUCCUGGAGCCUGGGAGCCUGGGCGGAAUCCCGAGUCCGGCCAAGAGUGAGGAGCAGAAGAUGAUCGAGAGGGCGAUGGAAAGCUGCGCCUUCAAGGCAGCGCUGGCCUGCGUGGGAGGAUUUGUCUUGGGAGGUGCAUUUGGAGUUUUUACUGCUGGCAUUGAUACCAACGUAGGCUUUGACCCUAAGGAUCCUUACCGUACACCGACUGCAAAAGAAGUUCUCAAAGACAUGGGACAGAGAGGAUUAUCCUAUGCCAAAAAUUUUGCCAUUGUGGGUGCCAUGUUUUCCUGUACUGAGUGUCUGGUAGAAUCUUACCGGGGCAGAUCAGAUUGGAAGAACAGUGUCAUCAGUGGCUGCAUCACUGGAGGAGCCAUUGGUUUCAGAGCUGGCUUAAAGGCUGGGACCAUUGGUUGUGGAGGUUUUGCUGCUUUCUCUGCUGCAAUUGAUUAUUACCUAAGGUGAGAGUAAUUGCCUGUGGGGAAGGAGGACGCCAUCCCAGGAUCAAAGCUGGUUUUCCGGAGGAGAGUUCCUGUACCACUUGGCACUUGCUUCAGGGGCUGAAGACAUUUGUUUUCCUUCAUAUAGUUGGUGUUUUGAGGGAGCCUCCUGGCUGCUCUCUGUCUCCAGCAGUCAGAGCAACCACACUCUGUGCCACUCCUGGAUUCCAGCCAGCCUUUUCAGGGAUGGCUAUGCCAGAUUGUCUCCUUGGAGCCUUCAGGAGACAUUGUGUUGACUGUUAGGAAUUAAACUCCACAAAGGCUCAGUCCUAACCACAUCCUGCCCUCUGGGUUAUGGGCACGGAGGUGGCAGUAUGUUCAUAUGUACCCAGGAAGCUCCUCUGCCUUGAAACACCGUGCAAGCAUCCAUCUCGCAUGCCAGGGCAGGGCAGAGUAAAUUCAUGCCAUCCAACCAAUUAUGUCAUUUUGUUUUGUUUAGUGUUCUGCCAUUCUUGUUAAAAGU
This is a messenger RNA of Urocitellus parryii (Arctic ground squirrel), 1307 nucleotides long. It is a transcript of the gene Timm22, whose product is annotated as translocase of inner mitochondrial membrane 22. The record is from RefSeq and is a predicted model, not a curated record. Gene Ontology annotation, biological process: protein insertion into mitochondrial inner membrane. Gene Ontology annotation, molecular function: transmembrane protein transporter activity. Gene Ontology annotation, cellular component: TIM22 mitochondrial import inner membrane insertion complex. NCBI's taxonomy places the organism in Eukaryota, Metazoa, Chordata, Mammalia, Rodentia, Sciuridae.